AUGGCCACAGGGCUGCUGGUUGUGUGUGUUGGCCGGGCCACAAAGCUGGUGGAGAGCCUGAUGGCCGCGAGCAAGCGGUACAGCGGUACGAUGAGGCUGGGUGAGGGCACCCCCAGCCUGGAUGCCGAGACCCCUGUGCACGAGACAAAGCCCUGGCAGCACGUCACAGAGGCCAGUCUGGAGGCGGCAGCCGAGGCUUUCCUGGGGGAGCAGGAGCAGAUACCGCCCAUGUACUCUGCCAUCUCCGUCGACGGGCAGCGGCUGUAUGACUCUGCUCGCAAGGGGCUGGAGGUGGAGAGAAAGUCCAGGCGCAUCACAGUGCACAGCCUGAGACUGCAGAGGUCUGCCGAAGACCCGCAGGGCGUGGACUUUGUCGUGAGCUGCAGCAAGGGAACCUACGUCAGGAGCCUGGCCGCCGAUCUGGCGGCACACAUGGGCACGGUGGCACACCUCACCGCCCUAAGGAGACUGAGCAGUGGGGAGCACGAUGUGGCAGCUGCUUGGCAGCUGCCCGACCUCAUCUCCCAGCUUGGCGACCUCAAGAAGGAGGAUGCAGCCCAGGCCUGA
Messenger RNA from Auxenochlorella protothecoides, 567 nucleotides. Its product is annotated as tRNA pseudouridine synthase B. Gene Ontology annotation, molecular function: pseudouridine synthase activity; RNA binding. The coding region runs from base 1 to 567 and encodes 188 amino acids. Gene Ontology annotation, biological process: tRNA modification; mRNA pseudouridine synthesis. The transcript is spliced from 3 exons. The record is from RefSeq and is a predicted model, not a curated record. Lineage: Eukaryota; Viridiplantae; Chlorophyta; Trebouxiophyceae; Chlorellales; Chlorellaceae. Gene Ontology annotation, cellular component: mitochondrion.